Trichomonas vaginalis G3 is the source of this 601-nucleotide messenger RNA. Its product is annotated as protein of unknown function, DUF4106 family. Lineage: Eukaryota; Parabasalia; Trichomonadida; Trichomonadidae. The annotation marks the transcript as partial. The record is from RefSeq and is a predicted model, not a curated record. The transcript has a single exon.
AUGCCACGUAAGCUACGUAAGAAUAUACGUAAGAGGAAGAGAGCAUUGAAACAUCCAAUAGUAAAACUGACACCACAACAACAGUUGCAACAACAAAUGAUGAAUGACCCCACUAUGUUGCAACAAAUGUCAAGCAACCCUAUGCUUUUAAACCGAGUUAUUGGUGCACAGAGUGGAGGUUUAAGAGCGGCACUUUUAGCGAAAAUGGCAGGCUAUGGUGGAGCUGCAGACGGAACAGCUUAUAACCCUCAAAGUCAAAUGAAUUUGAGUUCACUCAAAAAUCAAAUAACAGAUGUCAAAAAGUCAAACAUAGACAUACAGAAACAAAUAAGUGAAAACGAAAAGAAACUAGAAUAUGACAGACACACAAAGAAACUCAAUGAGUUAAACGUAGAGAAAAAGAAGAAAGAAGAACAACUGAAAGAACUAAGUACAGAGGAAUAUGCGAAAAAAGUGUCAGAAAAAGCAGCAGAAGUAGCAAAAAUGGAACAAGAUGUCAUAAAUUUGAAAAACCAUACUACUCAAUAUAAAAUACUGAAAGAUGAAGAGAUAAAACAAAAAGCCCUGAAGACAUAUAUGGAUAGCGAUGAGUAUAAAAAAG